AUGCCUACUACAACAAGCCCAGCAACAAGAGCGACAACAGCAGCACCAACCACAACAAGGCCGACAACCACAACGACAAAGCCAACAACCACAACAAGUCCAACAACCACAACAACAGCAGCAGCUGCAACAACAACAGCCACAACGACAACGCAAACAACCACUACGACAAAGCCAACCACUACAACAACAGAGCCAACAACCACCACAACGAGCCAAACAACCACAAAGACAAGCCCAACAACCACAACAACGUCAACGACCAGAAUGAUUAGUUCAGUACCCACCACAACGACUAAAGUGCCACCAAUCAGGCCCGAAGAGGUGACUACACGUCCGCUGUCACUCCUGGAACAGGUGAUGACACGGUCCGUGCCGUUUAUCAAAAAGAGAAGGCGCUUCACCACACCGACUUCGGUUGAAUCUACCACAGAUGGGUCGAAGAUAGAGCCCAUUCAAACGACGUCAAGCUACAGGGAGCCGAGUUCCGUGAUGCCGAGACCUAACGAGCACACGACAGCUAACCCUGGACUAGUCACAUCGAGACAAGAAUCACUGCGCUAUGAUGUAGAAGUUGCGAAGUCAGACAUCCAGGCAACAGAUGAAGAAGAUGGUGAUUAUCGGAACACGCCCACGAAGAGUCCAUUGCCCAAGAUGUCUCCUGAACUACGAAUGGCGCUGGUACGGGAGUUACUGAAGCAGAUGCAGGCUACAAGGCAGUCAAACCAGAAGAAGACGAAGGUCAUGCCGGAGAGGAAGCCCACAACUCAGACCUAUCCUACACAGAUGUCAGUGCAAGAAGAUGACGAACUGCCGCCAGAUCAGACGUCGAAGAUGCCGACGAUGGAAGAAAAAGCAGCGGAUAUCUCGUCAAGCGACCAAGAAGAACCUGAAGAAGAUCCUCCAUCAAUCGAAGAAGGGCCCGAUGAGCCAGCGAUUGAUCCUGAACCGCCCGCUCAGAUUGGAGCAUCGCAGACCGAUUUGGAAGGCUCGGAGCAGAAAAUGGAAUCAAAUAAGGUUUCCAAUAACUUGAAAGUCAAGGUUGACACAGAAGUGCAGACUGAGGCCGAGAGAAUAGCAGCCUUGCUGAAAGACGAUGUACCACAAACCAAAACUAUUUCGUUACGCCAGGAACCUGAGACAUCAGAAGAGAGCCAAGAGCCAGUCACACCCUCGGCAUUCCUUCGCGCACUGCGAGAAAGGGUGAAAAACCGCCCGUCAAUCCGAGGCUCACGCAAGAAGACUCGGCCAAAGCCACGGCGACGCGGCAAGAUAAGGAAGUCGCUGCCUCGCGGGCCGAGACCGUCAACAGAGGAUGAAGAGGAUGAGAUAGAAGAUGUUGAAGAUAACAAUGAUGAACAGAUUUCGGAAAAGGAUCCCAAACACUCAGAGCAGCCCAGAGCGAAACUUCAUCAACUCGUCAAUGCAGAGCUCAAUAGUCAGAACGACGAGGAAUCUGCCGAAGAGACCGAUAAUCAAAAAUAAGAAACCUGGCAGGAAUAUCAACAUGGUGAAUCAACUUCUUUAUAAUUGGCUUAAUUGCGUCCAUAGUUGCCCGAUUGUACCAUCCAUAUAAUUAGAAUGUAAUGUGUGAAUGCACGAUUGUAGCUUUUUGCGACCCAUGAGUGUUUGUUGUUGCAUUUUCAUCUUGCUGAAAAGUGACACGCUUCCAAACUACGCUUCCCGUUGAGAGUCGCGAUUCGCGAAUGAAAGUUGAUCAAGGGCAAGGGGAUUCCAGAUUAAGCAAGUUCAGACAAACGGUCUCGUACCGUUUCACCCGUUCGUGACCUUGCGAGGAACUACAUUGAGUUCGUUUCAUACGUGCCGUGUCCGUAAUGCCAGUGUAUGAACACGUUGCUGCUUCUGAAAUAAACGUUAUU
Messenger RNA from Amphibalanus amphitrite, 1880 nucleotides. Its product is annotated as cell wall protein DAN4-like. Bases 1 to 1485 code for a protein of 494 amino acids. The transcript is spliced from 2 exons. The record is from RefSeq and is a predicted model, not a curated record. NCBI's taxonomy places the organism in Eukaryota, Metazoa, Arthropoda, Thecostraca, Balanomorpha, Balanidae.